Messenger RNA from Dromiciops gliroides (monito del monte), 1995 nucleotides. It is a transcript of the gene TMEM243, whose product is annotated as transmembrane protein 243. The coding region runs from base 1345 to 1701 and encodes 118 amino acids. Lineage: Eukaryota; Metazoa; Chordata; Mammalia; Microbiotheria; Microbiotheriidae. The transcript has 4 exons. The record is from RefSeq and is a predicted model, not a curated record.
ACAGUGGUUGUGGGUGUUAGCCAGGAAAGCGCGGGUGACGGGGGCAGGGAGGUUGGCUGACUGUACCUGCUGUCUUCUGAACGCCGGCUGAGCCGCCAAGAAUCCCACGGCGGCGAUGGAAUGUUAGCACCGACAGAGUUCUAUUUUCGAACGUUCUGUUGCUUUUCCCUUACGGACGCAAAUCACCGACAAGACAGGGAUACUGCAAAACAGGGACUUUGCCUUGGGCGUUGGGGCUGGCAGGGGGGUGGGGGGGUUACCUUCCUUCCCAUCGUCCCUACUCUACUCAUGUCAGGAUGCUCACAGAGAGGAUUAUCCUGGAGACCGAGUGGAAGAAAAUGAUCAGGUUUGGGCUCUGGACUCAUGGGGUCGACUUACGUUGCAGUCCGAUCGUGUGUGUUUCCCCUUAAAAGACAAAUCAAUCUCUGCAGGAUUGAAGAAGGGACUCUAUUCCUCUUACUUCCCCAGGCCGCUGGUCCCGCUGCAGAUCUAUGCCUGGAGAUCUCAUACUGGCUCACAAACACACACUGCUAAAAAGAAGCUGGGGAAAGGAAGGGCGGUGAAUGCAACAAUUGAGAGAAGAAUGAAAGUUUAUUGGGCGCGGCUGCCGCUUUGAUUUAAAUUUGCUCAGGUUGAAAGCGUUGGCUUUGGUGCUUUGUGGACGCCUCAUUUACUCCGGCACCCAUUUGGAAAUAGAGCGGGAGGGGGAAGGGUGUACUUGCAGCUUUCCUAGUGAUGCAGUCACCGGUCGAUGGUUUUGAGAAAGUGCACCAGUGUUUACUGCUUUCGAAAGGCUGAAUCUAAGUGACUGGGUCCAGACUAGGGACAUCUUCCUGCACCUCCUAAUCCUUUUCUUCCCUCUAUCUCGACUCCAGAGCCUCAGAGAUUUCUUGUGGGACACUGGGACAGCAGGAGAAGGACGACUUCUUGGGGUUCCAGAAAGAAGCCCUUUUGGUGAAGGGAGGGGAGCUGCUCCUUCCCACGUUAUUGGGGGUAGGGUUUGUGACGGGAGGGCGGGGUUAUUGAAAGGCUAGUGCCUUUCAGUACAACUUUCUCCGGAGAACCUGUUGGCCAUAUGGUUUGGACAUCUCCCUACCCCCCUGCAACAGCAUCUCAUCAUGAAGGAAUCUAAAGUUGGGAGAAGUCUCCGUCUCUGGCACUGAGCGCCCACCUUAAUAGCCAUUUUCGUUUCCAAUCAAUGGUUCCCCCGCAAUGAGUCCCUUAAAUAGCCAGCCCCCUUUAUCGUGGGAGUAAAGGUCCCUGGAGACGGAGAUGAUUCUGUUUUGAGAGCCGAUUGGAGUGAACAAACAGCUGCUUUUCAAAGGGACAAAAAAAGGGAGGGAUAUGGAGGACUUCACCACUAGGACCUAUGGCACCAGUGGCCUGGACAACAGACCUCUGUUCGGAGAAACUUCGGCAAGGGACCGUGUCAUUAACUUAGUUGUUGGCAGCCUGACAUUUUUGCUGCUGCUGGUAACUCUGAUCAGUGCUUUUGUUUUCCCUCAACUACCUCCAAAACCACUGAAUAUAUUUUUUGCUGUUUGCAUCUCCUUGAGUUGCAUUACUGCCUGCAUACUUAUUUACUGGUAUCGACAAGGAGAUCUGGAACCGAAAUUUAGAAAUCUAAUUUACUAUAUCUUAUUUUCUAUCAUCAUGUUAUGUAUAUGUGCCAACCUGUACUUCCACGAUGUAGGAAAGUGAUGCUGCCAACCAAUAAAACUAAGACUGUUCACAGCUACAAAUUAGGACUCUGAAUAAGAAUUCUGGGUAAAGUAAACCGAAGAUGAAGCAAGAUUGUGCAGGAAUUCAAUACAUGAUUUUCAUGUUAACUGCAAAUCUAAAUUCCCUCUUGUUUGGGAGCCAAGACAUUGUGCUUUUCCUUUUUAAAGAGCUGAUGUUGCACUUAUGAACAUUCCACACGUAGGGAUUCAGAAUGGCACAAGUUAUUUUUGCUUUUGAAAUCUUACUUUUUUUUUUUUUUACAAUGUACUAUAG